GCAUGUGCUACGACCUCCUAAAAUCAUCCGUGGGUUGGCACCUCAUGAUUUCGGCGUCAAAUCAUGAAGAAGAUCAUUUCCGCACAUUGUUGUUACUAACUUUGAAACACGUGGGCAACAGGCACCAUAAAUUCUAAGUAACGAAGCAAUCCUACAGUGUUCCAUACAUACAAUUACCUGGUGCUGCCAUCGCACCCUCAACCCACUUGCUGCGACAGAUUUGCGCCCAUCCAUACAGCGCUAGUGAUGGAAGGGCCGACCUCGAUAUAUUUCCCCCGAGCAGCUCUCGGAGUCGAGUGGAACCCUACGCCCCGGGCCCAUAGAAGAUCAUGACCCCUUUUCCGUUUUCAACAUUGCCAAAUCAUCGCAUCAGGGAGGAUUGUGCCAAAUGCUCAGAGUACGAUGUACUUGAUUGGUCGGAGACGGAUACGGAUGACCUCCCUAGUACGUUCAUGCUCAUACAUGUGAGUCAAGAGACAUCAAGAUCAUCUCUGCGCUAUAGGUCGCUUUUUAAUUAUCAAUGCAGCCGCCGAUCAAUCUGUUGA
This is a messenger RNA of Cantharellus anzutake, 545 nucleotides long. RefSeq lists its product as uncharacterized. NCBI's taxonomy places the organism in Eukaryota, Fungi, Basidiomycota, Agaricomycetes, Cantharellales, Hydnaceae. The transcript has 2 exons. The coding region runs from base 330 to 545 and encodes 71 amino acids. The record is from RefSeq and is a predicted model, not a curated record.